AGUAGGCGUACAUGGCUGGCUCCACUCCCCCUCUUGUCCCUCCCACCUCUUCUUUAUUUACUACAUCCCCUCUUUCCCUUAUCUAUUAUCCCCAAUUAUUGGAAUUUGCCUGAGAAAAUCACAGAGAAAACGAAAGAUAAUGGGAGUGAAGGAAGGAUUCUCUCCGACCACCAUGGCUCUUGUAUUUCUCCGAAACACGAUUACCUCCUUAUUUAUCCACGCCGACAACUCGCUCCUCAAUUUAUCAGAGAAGUACAAGCUUCUCGAAACCGUUCGACAGCUUCUACUCAGUUCCUUCUUCUUUUUUUUGCGAUUACUUCCUUUCUUUUUUCCUUCUCUGAACCCUAAACUUGACGAUUUUCCGCUUAAGCCUCCGAAGAAGGAGAAGCUUGUGCCAACGUGCGGCGGCGGCGAUUCCGGUAUCGCUCGAGCACUUUCGCAGCUGUUGUUGAUUGUUAACGAUAUUCCGGUCAGUUCGAGGAAAUAUGAAGUUGUUCGGUCAUUAGCGGAGAGGAUUAUUGAGGAGAACCAUAGAGAGAAUGCGACGGCUCUGCGUGAAGUCAAUGGAGCCGUUCUAUCGACGGCGUUUGCGAGGACUCUUAGCCAGCUUGAAGCCGCAGUGGAGGAGCUAGACCGCGAUCGGGUUGAAAUUGGGGCUUUAAGGGCCGGGUUGGUACCGUGCCCGUUGAACCGGAUUAUUCAGACGGUUCGGAAGUUGGGGGAUGGGGCGUGGAACCGGCUUGGGCAGGUGAAGGUGGAGGGGAAUUUGUCAGGGAGUUCAGCAGAGAAGCUUUCGGCUGAGCUGCUUUGGUUGGCGCAAAAGAUGGCGGCUUGUGGGUUUGGGGAGGAAGCUGUGGGUAGAUGGGCAUCUGCUUCGCAUUUGGCUUGGCUUGGUCUCUCGGCUGAGCCAAGGCUGCAGGGUUCAUUGGUUAAGAUCGCAGCAUUCUUGUUCAAGCAAGCACAGGAAAUAGUGCAGGACAAAGAUGGAGAGGAGCAACUUAGGCAAACAAGGAAGAAGAUGUUGAUCUCAUGGCUGCCACUGCUUUGCAGAGCUAGCAACGGCACCGAUGCACCAGUUCUUAGCAUGGGUGAAAGAGUCGAGUUAGAAAGGAUUUUGGAAGAGCUUAUAGAGUCACUGGAAAACGAAGAGCAGCAGGAGCAAGUGUUGUCUCUUUGGCUCCACCACUUCACAGACUGCUCCUCCUCCGACUGGCCCAACCUCCAUGCCUCUUACGCUCGCUGGUGCACUGUUUCUCGUCAGCUUUUGCUUUGUCAGGGAAAUGUGAAAUUAUAAGAUUCAUCUGUUUGAUUUCAUUCAAUUCGAGAAUGUAACUUGUCCAUAGGGUUUUUAAAACACUACUGUAAAUUUUCACUCAUUGUAUCUUAUUUAAUUGGAAUACCAUAAAAAUAAUUGUAUCCAACUCUGCAAUUACUUGCACAAAUUAGUUAUGAUAACACAAAUUUUGUUUCA
Messenger RNA from Tripterygium wilfordii, 1471 nucleotides. RefSeq lists its product as uncharacterized. NCBI's taxonomy places the organism in Eukaryota, Viridiplantae, Streptophyta, Magnoliopsida, Celastrales, Celastraceae. The transcript has 2 exons. Bases 140 to 1294 code for a protein of 384 amino acids. The record is from RefSeq and is a predicted model, not a curated record.